CAAACUCUAUUUGUGUGUGAGAGCUUGUAUCGUUGACAAUGGCGGGAGCUGCUGCUGCUUCAUCGAAGAAGAAGAAGAAGGUCGGAGAAGAUGGCGAGGGAUCGACCAACCCAGAGGCCGCAGAGCGGAAGAGGCUCAGAUCCCUCGCCUUCUCCAACAACAUCCUCUCCCAAACCCAUGCCAAAACCCUUUCACCUCUUUCCCCUUCGAAAAUGGUCGCCAAACACCACGGCAAGGACAUCGUCAAGAGAUCUCAGAGGAAAAACAAGUUCCUCUUCUCCUUCCCCGGCCUCCUCGCCCCCGUCGCCGGCGGGAAGAUCGGCGAGCUCAAGGAUUUAGGCACCAAGAACCCCGUUCUCUAUCUCGAUUUCCCUCAGGGUCGGAUGAAGCUGUUUGGGACUAUUGUGUAUCCUCAGAACAGAUAUUUGACUCUUCAGUUUCCCAGAGGUAAGAGUGUCACCUGUGAGGAUUACUUUGAUAAUAUGAUUGUAUUUUCUGAUGCAUGGUGGAUUGGGAGUGCAGCCGAGAACCCAGAAGAAGCUCGACUUGAUUUUCCCAAGGAACUAAGUGAUGGUCAACAUGCUGAAUAUGAUUUUAAAGGUGGUGCUGGUGGAGGCACAUGUAUUAAUAAGCAAAUUAGUCAUAAAACUGGAAUCACCGAUGUAGAAGAGCAAUCUCCUAGAUCUACGCCUGAAGAUGAUUUAUCUGAGGAUGAAAACAAAGAUUUGAAAGCAACUCCAGUUCGGCAUUCAGCAAGAACUGCUGGAAAAACAUUCAAGUUUGCAGAAGCUUUUUCAGGAGAUGAUUCUACCGCAAGUGAUCCUGAUGAAUAUGAAGAAGAUAAAAAUAUUUUGGCACUGGAUUCAUCAUCCCGGAAUCAUACUACUGGAAAGAAAGAAAAUGUCUGCCCUGCAGUCUUUGACAUUGACAGUGAUGAUGCAAUAGAGGGAACUCAAUCUCCAAUUCAAAAUCGGCAGUCUGCUUCGUCGGAGACAGAGUCUAAGAAGCAGUCUUCAAUUUCGAUUAAGAAGAAUAAAUCCAGGGAGGAUUCAUCUAGUAAUCAUGGCUCACUUGUUCAGACCACCAUAUCUACACUGUUCAAGAAAGUGGAGGAAAAGAGGACACCAAGAAAUCAAAGGAAAGUUCCAUCACCAAAAGUUUCUGAUGAGAAGGCACAACGUAUUGAUUCAAAAAGGAAGAUCAGUCAGGAUGGAGAGAUGAAGAAAAAGGCAAAAUUGGUCAAUGACAAAAAAACAGGGGGGAAAGGCGUGGCAAAGAAAAAGUUGUACGAGAGUGAGGAGGACGAUAUCGAAGAAUUCUCAAGCGCUUCACAGGAUAAUGAUGAAAGUGAUGAAGAGUGGGCUGCCUGAAUCUUAAUGACGUUAAUGACCAAAGAGAUGUACAUGUCAAGAAAGGUGUCACAUCAUGACCAAAUGGUGGCGGUCGGUAAACCGUUGAUUUGGUGUUUGGUUUCAGGUUUCUAAAUUCGGUCAGUCAACCGAAUCGAACAUCCAGUAGGCUUAAAAAUAUAUUUUAGAAAAUAUUGUAAAACAUACAUAUACAUACAAAUAACAUACUUUUAUCUGCUAGGGUUUUCCUCUUGGCCUUUUGGCCUCUUGCCCUCUUCCCCCAUUCGAAAGGAAAAAGCCCCUCCAUCCCAUCUGCUGCUCAUCGUCCUCCGUGGCGCCGCCACUCGUGACCUUGACGGCCCGCUCGUCCUCCCCGUUGCUCUCGUCAUCUUCUCCGUCCCAUAUGCUUAUCAUCCUUCGCUGCUCCGCCCCUCGUCGGCCAACUCGUCCUCCCCGUCGCUCCUCCUUGUCAUCUUCUCUGCCCCGCCAGCCUCCUCUUAUCUCCACCGAUUUGCUCAUCUCACAGCCAUGUAUUUGAAGUUUUUUUCUUUUUUUUCCCACCACAAAUCUGAAAAUCCAUUUAUGGUAUGACGUGAACUGAACAUGAAAUUGUGUUUUAAGAUGCUUAGGAUUUAGGACUCAGGAGCAUAGAAUU
Molecule: messenger RNA, 2004 nt
Organism: Morus notabilis
Lineage: Eukaryota; Viridiplantae; Streptophyta; Magnoliopsida; Rosales; Moraceae
Product: DNA-binding protein RHL1
Biological process (GO): DNA endoreduplication
Molecular function (GO): DNA binding
Source: RefSeq, a predicted model, not a curated record